Messenger RNA from Aphanomyces astaci, 1296 nucleotides. RefSeq lists its product as hypothetical. Bases 1 to 1296 code for a protein of 431 amino acids. The record is from RefSeq and is a predicted model, not a curated record. Lineage: Eukaryota; Oomycota; Saprolegniomycetes; Saprolegniales; Verrucalvaceae. The transcript is spliced from 4 exons. Gene Ontology annotation, molecular function: phospholipid binding; GTPase activator activity.
AUGCCGAUAGACGCCGCUAGCGCGCCCACGGCGACGACAGUCCCGCCGUCCUCAAAACCACGACCAUCCGUCGAAAACCAAGAUGAAGUCACCGCGGAAGAGCUGCUGGACCAGGAAUUGAUCCAACGCGCGGGGUCGUUAACGCUGGACCCCGUCGCCAUGGCUGCCGCCGAAGAGCACUUGGACGUGGAAGAAUCGACCGCCGCGUUGUCCGCGUUGCUAGCUCUCGAAGACAACGAGCACUGCGCCGAUUGCCAGGCUCUCCAUCCCAAAUGGGCCAUCAUCACACACGGCGGGUUCAUCUGCACCCAGUGCGCGGGGGUGCAUCGUUCGUUGGGGGUGCACAUCUCGUUCGUCCUCAGUUGCACGUUGGAUAAGUGGACGCCGUUGCAGUUGGCAGCACUCGUCGCUGGCGGCAACACCAAACUCAACGAAUGCCUUGAGUUUUCCGUCCCUGAAUCCUUCCGCAAGCCCCACGCCGACGCCUUGCGCGAGGAUCGCGCCGCGUACAUCCACACCAAGUACGUCGAACAAGCGUUCCGGAUGGGCCCCAACAAACGGCGCCAGGAAGCCAUCCUCGCAUCCCCCUCGUCGACCCCCACCCACGCCCCCCGACAGGUCGCCGUGUCCUCGCACGGAUCGUGCGGUAUGGUGGAAUACGUGGGGAUUGUCACGAUUGAGCUGGUCGAGGGGUCGACGUUAGCAGCGAUGGACGUCAACGGCAGCUCGGACCCGUACGUGUCGUUCCGCCUCGGGGACCAAGUCGUGUCCAGCCACACCGUCAAACACUCGCUUAAUCCGGUGUGGAAGGAAACGCUGCGGCUGUCGUGGGACGGCGCGUCGCCCCUCGUCGUCCAAGUGUACAGCUACAACAAACUCCAACCUGACCGCAAGAUGGGCGUUGCCGUCGUCGACUGCGACCGACUGCAGCAGCUCGACAAGCCCCUCGACCUGUGGAUUCUCACCACCAUGCCCCGCGAGUGGCCCCAGAACUUUGGCGAUCACAUGGUCGCGGCAGGGGAGGGGUUCACCAAGGGAGUGGUAUCUGGAAUCACAGGCAUCGUGAUGGACCCUAUUCGAGGCGCCAAGCGGAAUGGAUGGGGCGGGUUUGCCAAAGGCGUGGGGCUCGGCAUGGCGGGCGCGGUGGUCCGCCCCAUCCAAGGCCUCGGGGCUAUGAUAAAGCAGACGGCGCUGGGGGUCCUCGGCAAGAAAGGGCGCGACCGCGUAUGGAAGCGGGGCGACAACGAAGUCAAUGCAGGAAGCAUCCACGUCAAAUUAGCGUUACAGACGUUUUAA